CGAUCAGAAAAUAGCACCGUGUCGCUCGCCGUAGAAACGGAAACUCGCCGCAGCGCUUUUCAGGAACCCGUCAAUACACAGAAUCGUGAUUAAAUCAGGUUUCAGUGUCCAUGUGAACGCUUCAGUAGCUUAUCGGUGCUGUCGGUGUUAACGGGGCUGCUGUGAACCAGUUUGCGCUUCGCCAGGUUUGGAGCUGCGCGGCCGCCGUACAGCAGACAACAUGGUGCUGGAGAAGAAAGGCUCCGCCCGGGUGGAGGCCGGUCAGCGCAGAGUUCUGGACGAGGCCACCCGUCAGAGGAGACUGACCCGGCAGCUGGAGGCGCUGGAGAAGGACAACUUCCAGGACGACCCCUUGUCCUCGCUGCCUCCCCCAGGUCCUACUGCCCGCCUUCCGGCCUUCAGCGAGACAGAAGAACCAGAGAAGAAGAAGAGGAAGACGAGGGGCGACCACUUCAAACAGCGUUUCAGGAAAAACUUCACCACUCUGCUGGAGGAGGAGAACCUGUCUGAGAAACCGGAGCCGAACUACCUGUCGGCGGUGGCCCCGCCCUCCUCGCUGCCGCCCCGACACUUCUGCUGCGUCUGCGGCUUCCCGUCGCAUUACACCUGCACCACCUGUGGGGGGCGCUACUGCAGCAGCAGGUGUCUGUGCACCCACAGGGAAACCAGGUGUCUCAAGUGGACGCUGUGAUGGCCGCCGACUCGUCACCACGGCAACGGAGGCGAUGGGAGCGACGGCGAUGCUUGUCUGCUGCUGUUCAUGACAUUCUACCGCUGCGUCUACCUGGACAGGUGGAAGCAGGAAGACCUGGACAGGUGGACAGUGGACUCUCCAGCAGCACGUUAGCUUAGCUUAGCAUAAAGAGCUGCUAACCAAGGCAAACAGUCCUCAGGGACCCAUCGAGGUUUGGACAUUUGGACUUUUUGGUCAUUUCUUUAUUAUUUUGGACGUUUUUUUGACGUUGGAUGAGUGUCACAUCAUCCUGAAUGAGUUUCUGUUAUUCUAGACAAACUCUGAGUCGUUUUCAACCAUUUUUGACUCUUUCUGGACCCAUUUUUAUUAUUUCUGGAAGGUUCUGAGUCAUUUUUGACAUGUUCAGUGAUUGUGGACAAUUUUAUGUCGUUUUGUACAAAUUCUGGGUCACUUUGAACUAUUUUUGACUAAUUUUGGUCAAACUCUCCAGAGUUGUGUCUCCCAGACUUCUGCUGUAAAUGAGAAGCUCCAGCUUAGCUUAGCAUAAGUAGCUGUGGCUAACGGCUGGCCUAGCUCAGCUCCCUGGUUUUCAGUUCUGUUUGUUUCAGAGUUGAGAUGUUUGAGCUGCUGUCUUCAUUAAAUGUGCUUCAGAAGAA
Acanthochromis polyacanthus (spiny chromis) is the source of this 1350-nucleotide messenger RNA. RefSeq names its product zinc finger HIT domain-containing protein 1-like. Gene Ontology annotation, biological process: chromatin remodeling. NCBI's taxonomy places the organism in Eukaryota, Metazoa, Chordata, Actinopteri, Pomacentridae. The transcript has 6 exons. Gene Ontology annotation, molecular function: nucleosome binding. The coding region runs from base 221 to 691 and encodes 156 amino acids. Gene Ontology annotation, cellular component: Swr1 complex. The record is from RefSeq and is a predicted model, not a curated record.